UCUUGUUUUACCUAAAGAUGAAUUGAAGUCAAUCCAGUUUCCUCUUGAGCUUUCCCACUACCUUUCCAGUGUUGAUUUAUUCAACUUAUAGAGAGAUAACUGUCAAAUAGAAGCCACAGCAGAUAUGCCCCUGCACUUUGCUCUCAGGGUAACAGGAAAAACAGAGACAGUAAGGCGACUACAGGCUAUGAAAAGUGAGUUAAUGUUGCUGACCAUAUCUAGACUGUACAAAAUGAUUCUGUUCUUGUUUUGGGGUUUUAAAUAUCAAGCUUAGGGGACAAACUGUGGAGCUAAAGCCUCCCCAAGUGACUUUAAUCAAGAACCAAAACAGAGCAAAGGAGGAGGGCAUGAACUUUUGUUUCCAUAACAGGACAUUCAGUGUCACUUCUUCUCAGCCAAUCACACGCAGCUCUCUCUUUAAGAGUGGAGGACCAGUGACGAUCCUCCACAUUCAUCGAGAUAUUUUGAUCAUGAUGACAUCUCUGAAGUUGGCUUUACUCCUGAUCUGUCUUUACGGGUGGAUAGAAGCCUUGACAAGUGUGUCAAGAUUGCACGCAUCUGUACGCCAAGAGAGUGACUAUGUGUCGGCUAACUUUGGGGACAAUGUGACAUUACGAUGUUUCUACAAAGGAAAUGUUGCAGCAAUGAUUUACUGGUACAAACAAGCUCUGGGACAGAAGCCACGGCUCAUCUCUAGUUUCUAUAAACACGAUACAAAGGCCACUUUUAGUGAUGAGUUCAAGGACGAUCCACGCUUCACGAUGGAAUCUGAUUCUGUUAACAAUCAUCUAACAAUCACACAUUUGCAGCCUUCAGAUUCAGGCACCUAUUACUGCAUGAGUGGCUAUGCAUACAAUUUCCAGUUUGUAGAGGGAACUUCUGUCAGUGUAAAGGGCUCAGGAUGGAAUAUAACAGCUUUGGUCCAUGAGUCGGCAUCUGAGACCACCCGGCCAGGAGGCUCAAUGAGCUGCACAGUAAACGCAGGGAGCUGUGAUGGAGAACACCGUGUGUACUGGAUCAAAAACUCUGAAGAAUCUCAACCAGGACUCAUUUACACCCACGGAGGCAGGAGUGAUCAGUGUGAGAGGAAACCCAACACAGAAACAAACACUUGUGUCUACAAUUUGCCAACGAAGAACCUGAAUCUGUCUCAUGCUGGGACCUACUACUGUGAAGUUGCCGCAUGUGGACACAUUCUGUUUGGAAACAGGUCCAAAUCGGACUUGGCAGAUGAGAACAACUCUCCUGGCUCUCUCGUGUUGUUCUUGAGUGGAAGUUUGGCAUUCACCUCCAUCCUGGUUGUUUUACUGACGGUCUCAGUUUACAGUUUGAACAAAGGAAGCUGUCGAUGUUCAGAGUCUCCAAGAGUGUCAGCCACAACAACUGAGAGUAACCAGGAUCCCGACAACCUCCAUUACGCUGCUCUGAGGGGUCACAGGGCCAACAGAUCCAGAACACAGAGGGUCAACAGGGAUGAAUGUGUGUACUCCAGUGUCAGACAGUAGAGCUGCACAACUUGUGGUGCUUUGUAAUUUGUGUGUGUGUUUUGUGCAUUUUUGUACUCUUAUGAUUAGGGAUGCACCUGAAAGACUUUUAUCACCGAAACAACAUGGCUGAAACAAAAGGUUGUGAUGAUGCAAGCAAAAAACGCGACCAGCAAGCGUUUGUCUGGAUAAGUCCAACAUGUCUGCAUCCGUUCUUCCUUUAACUGCAGCACUAAAGCGUCUUCUAAGCAAAGAGGUUGAGACGGACCACGGAGUGAA
This is a messenger RNA of Notolabrus celidotus (New Zealand spotty), 1763 nucleotides long. Its product is annotated as immunoglobulin kappa light chain-like. Lineage: Eukaryota; Metazoa; Chordata; Actinopteri; Labriformes; Labridae. The transcript has 5 exons. Gene Ontology annotation, biological process: response to bacterium. The record is from RefSeq and is a predicted model, not a curated record. The coding region runs from base 348 to 1505 and encodes 385 amino acids.